AUGGUCGCGCGCGCCGAGGCCGGGGACUUCGCGGAGGCUCGGUCCAUCUGGGCGCAGCUCCUGCACAGCUCCGCCGCGCCGUGCCUUCCCGCCGCGGCGCGGCGCCUCCUCCCGGCGUACGCGCGCCUCGGCCGCUCCGACGAGAUCCUCCUCGCAGCGCGCGAGCUCUCGGCGCGGGACCCCGCCGCGGCGCGCGCGCUCUACCCGCUCGCCGUCUCCUGCCUCGGCGCCGCGGGCGAGCUCGCGCGCAUGGAGGACGCCGUGCUAGACAUGGGCCGCCUCGGCCUCCGCGUCGACCCCGCCACCGGGGACGCCUUCCUCCGCGCCUACGCCGCCGCCGGCACCGUCCCGCAGAUGGAGGCGGCCUACCGCCGGCACAAGAGGACCGGGCUGCUCAUAUCCCGCGGCGCCAUCCGCGCCGUCGCGUCCGCGUACAUCUCCCGGCAGAAGUACUACAAGCUCGGCGCGUUCGUGGCCGACGCCGGCCUCCACCGCCGCGACGCCGGCAACCUGCUCUGGAACCUGUACCUCCUCUCCUUCGCGGGCAACUUCAAGAUGAAGUCCCUGCAGCGCGCGUUCCUGGAGAUGGUGGCCGCCGGGUUCCGGCCGGACCUUACCACCUUCAACAUCCGCGCCGCCGCCUUCUCCAAGAUGUGCAUGUUCUGGGACCUCCACCUCACUGCCGAGCACAUGCGCCGCGACGGCGUCGCGCCGGACCUCGUCACGCAUGGCUGCUUCGUCGACGCCUACCUCGAGCGCCGCCUCGCGCGGAACCUCACCUUCGCGUUCGACAGGCUGGACGGCAACGCGGAGCCCGUCGUGGCCACGGACGGCAUCGUCUUCGAGGCGUUCGGCAAGGGCGGCUUCCACGCGAGCUCCGAGGCGCUGCUGGAAGCCACCGCAGGGAAGCGGCGGUGGACGUACUACAAGCUGCUCGGCGUCUACCUCAGGAAGCAGCACAGGAGAAACCAAGUCUUCUGGAACUACUGA
Messenger RNA from Setaria italica (foxtail millet), 990 nucleotides. RefSeq names its product pentatricopeptide repeat-containing protein At3g42630. Lineage: Eukaryota; Viridiplantae; Streptophyta; Magnoliopsida; Poales; Poaceae. The coding region runs from base 1 to 990 and encodes 329 amino acids. The transcript has a single exon. Gene Ontology annotation, molecular function: protein binding. The record is from RefSeq and is a predicted model, not a curated record.